Prosopis cineraria is the source of this 1608-nucleotide messenger RNA. Its product is annotated as cystinosin homolog. The record is from RefSeq and is a predicted model, not a curated record. Gene Ontology annotation, biological process: L-cystine transport. Gene Ontology annotation, cellular component: vacuolar membrane. Gene Ontology annotation, molecular function: L-cystine transmembrane transporter activity. NCBI's taxonomy places the organism in Eukaryota, Viridiplantae, Streptophyta, Magnoliopsida, Fabales, Fabaceae.
GGUUUAAAUGAAAAAAUGAACAAAAAACCAAAGGGGAAGGAUCAUUGUUAAAGAUUACAGUGAUAAGGUACGGGGUUAAACAUUUAACAGCAAGGAGUGAAAAAACAGAUUUCGGAGUUUAGAGUGUACCAGACCAGGAAUGUUUGUUUUAUUUUACUUUUAUUUUAUGAAAUGAAAUAGGGCAAGUACAAAUGAAAGCAAAUUGCAGGUAUGGGACUAGCUGAUUGCAUAGCAGGUUCCUAACCUCUGCUAUUGGUAGUAUAAAUAAAAGCAAACUGCUUUUCAUGCCCGGCAAUUCAGUCGAUGGCUGAGUCCUCGUCCCAUGGUCAUCAUCUUCUUGUGUGACUGACAGUGAAAAUUACGUUGCUUGGAAUUUGGGAAAGGAUCUGGUUUUCGGUUUUCCUUGUGGAUGCCCAUUAGUCAAGCAUCAAGAAAAGUUAUUUGUAUAUAGGAGAGAAAGCCCUUCACGUCAGCACGUAGUCCUUAAGAUUGAAUCGAAGGGGACGCCUGUAUCUCAGAGAUUCUUGUUCUUCUUCUCCGGCGAAGGAACGGGAAAGUGCAGAGCGAGACAUGGCUUCCUGGAAUUCAGUUCCACUCGAACUCGCGUACCAAGCAUUGGGUUGGUUCGCUUUUUCCUGCUGGUCCAUCAGCUUCUACCCUCAAGUCUUCUUGAAUUUUCGCAGGAAAAGUGUUGUGGGGCUCAACUUUGAUUUCGUGCUGUUGAAUCUGACAAAGCACUCUUCCUAUCUCAUCCACAACGCCUCUAUGUACUUCAGUUCCGCUGUUCAGAAGCAGUAUAUUGAGGAAUACGGUUCUGGAGAGAUGCUACCUGUGGCGGCAAAUGAUGUUGCUUUCUCCGCCCAUGCUGUGCUAUUGACUGCAGUUACCUUGUUCCAAAUUCUAAUCUACGACCGUGGAACUCAGAAAAUCUCCAAACUUGCCAUUGGAAUUGUCUCUGUAGUAUGGCUUACUGCUGCAGUUUGUUUCUUCUUGGCUUUGCCUACGCGCUCCUCUUGGCUUCUCACUGUAUUCAAGUAUGUUGAUGCUGCUUUAUGAUUAUUUGGCAUCUGUUGGUUUUUAUGCAGAAACUUCAUUUUCCACUCUUUAAGCACUUGAUUCAACACUGCGAAUCCUUACAUACCAAGUAAACAGGGACCUAACUAUGUUAAAGACCCCCCCCCCCCCGUAUUUUUUUGCCGUAUUUAAAUAUGGCUCCUUUGUGCAAUCUUGAGAUCAUUGUAACUUAUCUUCUACUGACAUGCUCUAUUGGCCCAUCAUGAGGGUGUUUUUUUCCCCCCUCCCUUCCCAAUUUUGGUCUCGGUCUUUAUAUGGUAAGUCUGCACGUUACUUACUGGGCAUCAGGUCGGUUCUGUGGUAGGGUAGACUUAAUGAUUUAUGAUGACCUUGGACAUAUGGAAACAUUGCCAUGCUCUUAUUUUGAAGUUUGAAUGUCGAUUUAUUUUUUCUUUUGCCAUUCAUAUGAUGAUUUACUGAGAGCAUGGAGUGUUCCUCGAAAGAUGAUUAUGAUAAAAGGAUUAUUACUAUUAGCAUGUCUGGGAUAUAUUUUAUAAGCAGGGGCCUGACUCAAGUCUCAAAGGAUUACUACUA